CACACGAUUUAGCAACCGGCGCGCUGCGGACCCUCUGGCGCUGCGCGGAAAAGCGGCGUGUGUUUCCCACUCAUAUCUUUAUACUCUUUGUGAGUCGCUAUGGCCUCAGAUGAUAUUGCUCAGUUGGCUGAUGCUCUGUCUAAAACCCACGUUGGGGAUGGAGAGUUGAGCUAUAAAGGCUUGGGACUGAAGCUGGACGAUGAAGAAUCAGUAAAGGACCUGGUCCGGGAGAUAGAGCAGUACCAGGAUUUGAAAGCUCUUCGCCUGGAGGGAAACACUUUUGGUGUAGAGGCAGCCCAUGGCAUCGCCAAGGUCCUGGAGAGCAAAGACCAGCUCCAGAGGUGCUAUUGGAGUGACAUGUUCACCGGAAGGUUGCGCUCGGAAAUCCCUACAGCUUUGAGAUCCUUGGGUAGUGCAGUGAUGUGUGCCGGGGCCAGGCUGACUGAGCUGGACCUGAGCGAUAACGCCUUUGGGCCAGAUGGCGUAAAGGGAAUAGAGCAGCUGCUGAAAAGCCCGUCCUGCCACACAUUGAGGGAGCUGAAGCUCAACAACUGUGGCAUGGGGAUUGGGGGAGGAAAGAUUCUGGCUGAUGCUCUGACUGAGUGCCACAGACAGUCAUCAGCACUCGGCGCUCCACUUAAACUGAGAGUGUUCAUCGCUGGAAGGAACCGCCUGGAAAACGAAGGAGCAAAUGCCCUGGCCAAGGCGUUUCAGCUGAUGGGAAGCCUGGAGGAAGUCCACAUGCCCCAGAACGGUAUCAACCACGCAGGCGUGAUUUCAUUAGCUUCAGCCAUGCGACAUAACCAGCUCCGUGUCCUGAACUUCAACGACAACACCUUUACUAAAAAGGGAACGCUGGCCAUGGCCCAGGCUCUGAGGCACCUGAGAAACAUCCAGGUGAUCAACUUUGGUGAUUGUCUGGUCCGCUCAGAAGGAGCCAUCGCUCUCGCUGCCGUCCUCAGAGAGGGAUUGCCAAUCCUCAAGGAGCUUAAUGUGUCAUUUGGAGAGAUCACAGAGGCAGCGGCUCUGGUUGUAGCUCAGGCUAUAAUAGACAAACCUCACAUGGAGAAAGUGGAUUUAAACGGUAACUGUCUUGGAGAGGAGGGAUGUGACGCUCUGAGAGAGGCUAUGGAGAACAUGGACAAAGGAGACUUGCUGGCAUCUCUCAGUGAUGAUGAAGGAGAACCAGAUGAGGAAGAUGAUGAAGACGAUGACAAUGAAGAUGAUGAUGAUGAAAGUGACGACUGUAACGAAGACGAGGAGGACGAUGAAAUUUCAUCAGGAAAUGGAUCACCGAGAAAAGACGACAGUCCUGAAAAACCUCAGAUACCAGCAGAGAUGGCGUCUUUCCUCAGCUGUCCCUCUGCAGAGAAGCUCCUUCAGUUGGGAGAGAUGAGAACAAACUUGAAACAACACGUGGAUGCAUCUGACCCUCACAAUGCAGCUGAUGUUGUUCUGAAAAUAGCUUCUCUAUACAGCGAGGAUCCGGAGACCAACACGGCUGUGUUUGAAUCUAUCGACGCUGUGUUGAAGAAAAUCCUCUCGGGUUCAGAUCUUCACUCUUACUGCUUCCUCUCCACGCUGCUGGUCAUGAUGGGACUCCUCAAGGGAGAGGGGAAGAUGAAAAAGGUUUCACUGGUCCCAGGUCAGCUGUUGUGUUUGGAACACGCUGUCCAGCAGGAAUACUUCCACCAUCACCACGCAUCAACGCUUCACACCGUCAUGAACAAGAACAGUGACGCUCUCAAGUCGUGCAGCGGUGCCGCAGAGAGGUUGAGCUCUGCCCUGAAGAAGAAGUGCAACGACCAACACUGAUCGACCACUGGCAGCACAAACACUGGGAGACAGACACGCACUGUACCAACAUGAACCUCCUCACCUACAAAACCAACAGGGACACUUUACACAAAAGGGAUUCAGACAACCACUUUACCUAUCUCCACUUCUGAUUUGUAUAUUUUAUGAAGGACUUAAAAAUACUGUCCUGAAUCUCUUGAUUUUUUUAUUUUUCUACUUUUUCUUGUGACUUAUAUUUUUAUAGAAAUAUAGAUACAAAUAACCCAAAAAAAAAUAGAACUACACUUAAGUUGACCUUUUGAGUUGAUGUGUAAAAAAUUGCAACGGAUUGUAUUCGUUAUUGGAGCUAACAUCAGAGUAACAAUCUGGCACCUUUUUCAAGAAGUUGCUUUGGAUUUAUUUACUUCAGUUUAACAAUUCAGUGUUAGAGAACAACAGAACAAUACGUCUGUUUCACACAGGCUCAGGCAAAGGAAAUGUUUGGAUUAUCAAACUAAUGUUAUCAGACGUUGAUAAAUUCUGAAAUCUUACCUUCGGAUGUUAUGGAGCAAACACAGUAACUCAUGUCCUGUAUCUUUAGACCCGUAUUAAACAAACUGAUACUUGUUGUUAAACUUAGUAAUCGAGUGCUUGAACAAAAUCAGUAGAACUGAUGGGAUGUUAGUUUUGGCAUGGCUUAUUUUGCUUGAAAAGUUCUGUUCUUUAAAGAAGAGAAACUUCUAGGACAGUUAGUCCUAUAACAGUCGCUGCUUCUGAGGUCCAGUCCAUUUAGAGCACCGUGUGCACCUGACUGAGCGGGAAUGGGCUGCAUGCUGGAACACACAGUGUGUGUGUGUGUGUGUGACGUUCAUGGUCCUGCACAUACAGUAGUCAUAAUGGUGCACAGCUCAGGGGGACUAGCAUCUCUUUUACUUAAUGUUGCUUCUCUGUUUCUGAUUCAGUGUUAUUGAAAGGCUGUACUCUUACAUGACUGUCUGUUGCCUCAUGUUUGUUCGUUAUGGAGCAUUUAAGGGUAACGGAUGAGAAUUGAAAACACCUUCAUGGCAUUUAGAAUAAUAUUACACUGUGUGGACUGCAUUUACAUUUACAGGAUGAUUUGCUGUUUAUUUGUACUGAAAUAUCUGUACGAAAUAAAUAUAACUAACAAGGAAGAA
This is a messenger RNA of Labrus bergylta (ballan wrasse), 2951 nucleotides long. RefSeq names its product Ran GTPase activating protein 1b (gene rangap1b). Gene Ontology annotation, molecular function: GTPase activator activity; small GTPase binding. Gene Ontology annotation, biological process: activation of GTPase activity; nucleocytoplasmic transport; signal transduction. Gene Ontology annotation, cellular component: perinuclear region of cytoplasm; cytosol; nucleus. NCBI's taxonomy places the organism in Eukaryota, Metazoa, Chordata, Actinopteri, Labriformes, Labridae. The record is from RefSeq and is a predicted model, not a curated record.